Messenger RNA from Elephantulus edwardii (Cape elephant shrew), 927 nucleotides. Its product is annotated as olfactory receptor 2T27-like. Lineage: Eukaryota; Metazoa; Chordata; Mammalia; Macroscelidea; Macroscelididae. The transcript has a single exon. Gene Ontology annotation, biological process: G protein-coupled receptor signaling pathway. The record is from RefSeq and is a predicted model, not a curated record. Bases 1 to 927 code for a protein of 308 amino acids. Gene Ontology annotation, molecular function: G protein-coupled receptor activity; olfactory receptor activity. Gene Ontology annotation, cellular component: membrane.
AUGAACAGUUGGAGAAAUCAGACAACGGGAACUGAGUUUGUCCUUUUGGGACUGUUCUUCCAUAUCCAAGCCCCCAAGCUUCUCUUUACAUUUAUAUUCCUGGUGUUUCUCAUAGCCAUUUUUGGUAAUAUUGUAAUGAUGAUCCUCAUUUGGUUGGAUAUUCGACUUCACACCCCUAUGUACUUCCUUCUGAGCCAAUUAUCUUUCAUGGACCUCUUGUAUAGCUCUACCUUUGUCCCCAAGAUAGCUAUUGACUUCCUAUCUGGGAGAAACACCAUUUCUUUUGUUAACUGUGCAAUUCAACUGUUCCUCUUUAUGGUCCUUGUGGGAGCAGAGUGCCUUCUCCUGGCUGUCAUGGCUUAUGACCGCUAUGUGGCAAUAUGUCAUCCACUUCAUUAUGCAGUUCUCAUGCGCCCUGCAGUCUGUGGACUCAUGGUGAUUGGAACUUGGUUGGGAGCUCUGCUUAAUGCCUUGGUCCAUGCUAUAUAUAUUUUAAAUCUUCCCUACUGUGCCUCCAGGGAAAUACAUCAUUUCUUUUGUGAGAAUGUAGCUCUCCUAAAACUUGCUUGUGUAGACACCUCUCAAUAUGAGGAGGGUCUCUUUUUCAGUGGUGUCGUGUUCCUCCUCAUUCCAAUAUCAGCCAUCAUGGUCUCCUACGGAAAAAUUCUUUCAACUGUUUUGGGAUUAGGAUCAAAUUCAGGGAUGAAAAAGGCUUUGGCUACAUGUUCUUCCCAUAUGAUUGUGGUGUGUCUUUUCUAUGGAACAGCCAUUAUGAAGUAUGUUCUUCCCAAAGCCUAUCACACAGCUGAGCAGGAUGAAGUUCUUUCCGUCUUCUACACUCUCCUUACACCCAUGCUUAAUCCCCUUAUCUACAGUCUUCGAAACAAAGACGUGGCUGAAGCCCUGAAGAAAGUUCUUGGAAGAUAA